AUGAAAAGCCAGACCGAAGCUGCGGGAGGCUCCGAGGCGACAGAGGAGCAGGUAUCAAACAGUGGCGUCAUACGUGUCCACAGAACACAGAACGAGGAGCGAAUGGAGAAGUGUGCAGACUUUUUGAGCCACAAUUUAGACAAAGUGUGGCAGACUUUAGCCCAGUCUAGAAGCAGACGCUCUGUCUCCGACUACAGCACAAGUCAAAGGGAAGCGUUCACUGUUGGACAGAUUGACAACUGCAGUCGGAUGGAGGAGUGCCAUCCCAGCUCUGCACUGCAGAAGCCUGCAGUUUGUGGAGCGGUGCUGCUCGUCUCGUUCCCUGCAGCGGAUUCCCCCGGCUCUGCCUCUGUGGAGGUCUCUGAGUCUGCUGCUGUUCUGGGUCCAGACACGUCGCUUGUGGCUUCCGAGAAGAGAGAAAUGAGGCAGGAUCAGCCCAGCACCUAA
Knipowitschia caucasica is the source of this 447-nucleotide messenger RNA. The record is from the annotation of a GenBank genome assembly. NCBI's taxonomy places the organism in Eukaryota, Metazoa, Chordata, Actinopteri, Gobiiformes, Gobiidae.